CCUCUUCUUUCUCCUCUCCGUGCACUAUAUAGUACCGUUGCCUCCUUUCUCUUUGCUCUUUGACUGCCUCUCACCGACCUCAAGGCCUCAGAGAUUCGAAGUCGAUUUCGAACUCUGCAACAGCAAUUGAUGAGCGAGAUGGAGCUCCAUCGGGAAAGUUCGGGACAAGCGUUGGAGUUGAAUCGUGGAAAACGUUCGUGGAGUUUGGAAGAUUCUGAUAGCAAUGCACUAAUCUUGCCUGAAAAGAAAAGGAACAAAAAGAAAGGUGUUGAAAAGGAAUGCAAAAGAAUUAAAAUGGAUAAGAAUCCCAAGCUGAGCAAAGCUCAGAAAAGGAAGUUGAAGAAGUUAGAGGAGGAAAAGGAAAAAGCACUUUUGCUGUCAAAAAGCAUUGAGACCUUGGAGAAGUACAAGCUUCCGGAGGACGCAUUUCAUCUUCUGCAGUCUUCACGGGAUAUUGGUCGUGUUAGUAUAGCUGAAACCAUGAAGGAAAAACAUAGGAGGGCUGUGCACUUUUCUAAGGCAGGAUUAGAAGUUCCAGAUUGGGACAAACCUUUUGAAAGAAAGGGCGGUGAUUCUUCCACUGGUGGAACUGAACUUGAGGUGGACAGAAUUUCUUUAAGGCAGGAUUUCAACGAGGAUGAUUCAUUGCAACCAAUGAUACUUAGAGGAGAAGCCCCAAAGAUUCUGUCUAAAACAGACAAGCUUCCUUCAAGGAAGGAUUUCAACAAGGAUGAUUUAUUCCAACCAAUGAUCCUGAAAAGAGAAUCCCAGAAUUAUGAAUCUGUUCCUUUGGACUCUUCUCAAGGGGCAGUGCGGUGCAUUGAAAACAGUGGAUCAGAUAAGGCAGAUGUGAGCCAAAAGGUUGAUCACAGCAGGAAUUUUAACACACAAGGUUGUCCUGCUCAAGAACCUUUAACUAUCCCAACUGUUGUGCAUGUAUCUAGGCCGAAUGAGAUUCAGAACACUAGGAAGGAUCUUCCAAUAGUCAUGAUGGAGCAGGAGAUAAUGGAAGCUAUAAAUGAUCAUUCAGCUGUGAUCAUAUGUGGAGAGACUGGGUGUGGUAAAACUACUCAAGUUCCUCAGUUUCUUUAUGAAGCUGGCUUUGGUUCAAGCCAGUCCAGUACUAGAAGAGGUAUUAUUGGUGUUACUCAACCGCGCCGUGUUGCUGUACUUGCCACUGCCAAGCGAGUGGCAUUUGAGCUUGGUUUCCAUCUAGGUCAAGAGGUUGGGUUUCAAGUUCGGUAUGACAAGAGGAUUGGAGAGAGUUGCUCAAUCAAGUUCAUGACUGAUGGAAUUUUACUACGAGAAGUUCAGAAUGAUUUUUUGCUGAAGCAUUAUUCUGUCAUAAUUCUUGAUGAAGCUCACGAGAGAAGCUUGAACACAGACAUACUGAUUGGAAUGCUUUCUCGUAUAAUUAAAAUUCGCCAGGAUGAAUAUGAGAAGCAGCAACAAAUUGUGCGUACAGGACAAAGUGUAAGUCCAGAUGAUGUGAUUUCUCCAUUAAAACUUGUGCUGAUGAGUGCCACCUUGCGAGUGGAAGAUUUUAUUUCUGGGAGAAGGAUAUUUAACGAUCCUCCACCUGUUAUAGAAGUUCCAACUAGACAGUAUCCGGUAACCAUACACUUCUCAAAGAGAACGGAGAUCUUUGAUUAUAUUGGUCAAGCGUAUAAAAAGGUCUUGGCAAUUCACAAGAGGCUGCCACAUGGGGGUAUACUUGUCUUUGUCACUGGCCAGAGGGAAGUAAACCACUUGUGUCAGAAGCUAUCUAAAGCUUCAAAGGAGCUGGUUAUGAAAACAUUAAGGAAGGAUGUUGGAACUGAUGGCACUGGGGUCUCCCAAACAAAAUCUGUUGAAGACAUAAAUAUGAAGGAGAUUAAUGAUGCAUUUGACUUUGAUGGGAAUUCAAUUCACCAGUAUACUGACAGGUUUAGCUCUUAUGAGGAAGAUGAGUGUGAUAUAGAUGAGGAUGAUUCAGAUGUUUCUUAUGAUUCGGAAACAGAGAGUGAACUGGAAAUUGAUGAUGAUGUUGAUGGGGACCCAUCCCGUCAGACCACCAAAGAGGAUGAUAGUAAUCUAUUAAAUGUUUUAGGGGAGGAUGGGAGCCUUGCUUCACUAAAAGCUGCUUUUGAAGCUUUGGCUGGGAAACCUGCAUUAAACUCUUCUGAUGGUAAACAUGCCCCUCUUUCUAGUUCAGAAGGGUGCUUAGACCAAUCCAAUCCAAGCAUAGGGAACAAAAGGGGGGGAAAAGAUCCAAGCAUAGGGAACAAAAGGGGGGAAAAAGGUUUCUGUGCUGGUACAUUGCGCGUUCUGCCUCUUUAUGCCAAGCUGUCUGCUGCUGACCAGCUUUGUGUUUUUAAAGAAGUAAAGGAAGGAGAGAGACUUGUGGUUGUUGCCACUAAUGUGGCUGAAACCUCUAUAACUAUCCCAGGCAUCAAGUAUAUUGUUGAUACCGGGAGAGAAAAGGUGAAGGCCUACAACUCCUCUAAUGGCAUGGAAACAUACCAAGUACAGUGGAUAAGUAAGGCAUCGGCUGCUCAACGUGCAGGAAGAGCUGGAAGAACUGGGCCUGGCCACUGUUAUCGUCUCUACUCUUCUGCAGUUUUUAGUAAUAUACUUCCUGACUUUUCUCUUGCUGAAAUAUCUAAAAUGCCAGUUGAUGGCGUUGUCCUCCUCAUGAAAUCCAUGCGUAUCGAUAAGGUUCAAAACUUUCCAUUUCCAACUCCUCCCAAGAUCACUGCAUUGGUUGAAGCAGAGCAGUGCUUGAAGGCUCUAGAAGCUCUUCAUAGCAAUGGCAAAUUGACACCCUUAGGGAAAGCCAUGGCUCGUUUUCCCAUGAGUCCACGCCACUCCCGGAUGCUCCUUACCGUUAUUCAGACUAUGAGGAUGGUGAAUUGUUAUGCCCGUGCAAAUCUAGUUUUGGGAUAUGCGGUUGCAGCAGCUGCAGCUUUGAGUUUGUCAAAUCCUGUUGUCUUGCAGUUUGAAGGAAGUGAUGUGAAUAAAGAUGACCUAGAGCAGGAUGAGAAAUCUGGUGCUCAAGUUGAUGGGGAAGUCAUUGGCAAGCAAGAAAAAUUGAGGAGAAAGAAACAGAAAGAAACUGCAAAAAUGUUCCGUGCAAAGUUUUCGAACCCUAACAGCGAUACUCUGACCAUAGCAUAUGCACUGCAGUGUUUUGAACUCUCCGGCAGCCCAGUGGAAUUCUGCAAUGACAAUGCAUUGCACCUGAAAACCAUGGAGGAAAUGUCCAAUCUACGAAGACAGCUACUUCAACUGAUCUUUGAAAAAGGCCUUUGUGGCACUGAGCAGGAUUUCUCUUGGAUUCAUGGAACUCAAGACGAAGUAGAACGUGCUUGGAGAGUUUCCUCCAAUAAUCCCCCUCUUUUGCUUAAUGAAGAAGAGCUCUUGGGCCAAGCUAUCUGUGCUGGAUGGGCAGAUAGGGUUGCCAAACGCAUUAGAGGAGCUUCAAGACUGUCAGAAGGAGACACAAAAACACAUGCAGUACGGUAUCAAGCUUGUAUGGUAAAAGAAACUGUGUUCCUCCAUCGUUGGUCAUCUGUUUCUAGUUCGGCCCCUGAGUUCUUGGUUUACAAUGAAUUGCUACAGACAAAACGACCAUACAUGUAUGGUGUGACAAGUGUGAAACCAGAUUGGCUUGUUAAAUAUGCCAGCUCUUUGUGUACCUUCUCCUCAGUCCUUACAUAUCCCAAACCUUAUUAUGAGCCUCAAUCUGACCAAGUAUUCUGUUAUGUCAUUCCUACUUUUGGGCCUCAUUUAUGGGAACUUCCCCUGCAUAGUUUGCCAAUCACAAAUGAUAUGCAACGAGUGACAGUUUUCGCUUAUGCUUUGCUUGAAGGAAAAGUGUUACCAUGCUUAGGGUCUGUUCGUAAGUUUAUGUCAGCCCCUCCUAGUAGCAUUUUGAGGCCAGAGGCAUCAAGUCAAAAAAGGGUCGGAAAUCUUUUGAACAAGUUAAAGACCAAAUUAAUAGAUAGCUGCUCUAUGUUAAGAGAGGUCUGGAUGGAGAACCCUAACGAGUUGCAUUCAGAAAUUCUGGGCUGGUUUCAGGAGAGUUUCCACAAGCACUUUCAAGUUCUUUGGUCAAAAAUGCAUGGUCAAAUUCUUUUAGAACCUCAAGAACGCUUCCCCAAAAGAGGAAGAGUUAAAAGCAAAAGCAAGAAGUGAUCUUCUUGUGUAAAAGCUGGACUGCAAGUACUAUAAUUAUUUAAUCUUGUCGCUCUUCGUAUAUCUGAAAGAGCUGGAGCAAGGUCUGAAAUGAGAAAAGGAUAGAAGAUCAGUACAUUAAUGACCUGUUGACUGAAACUUCAUUGCAGUGGGUGAUUUUAGUGAACUCACACAGGUAACCACAUAAACCCAUUUUGUCUUCCUUUUAGUUCAAAGAAUUAGGAAAAAGGUAAAAAAAGGGUUUCUACACUUGUUUAAUUGUUGAACUUGUUGCAGCUUUCAUUGGAUUUCUUAGAAUGGAUGGACAUUAACAUAAUAGACAUCAACUGCUUGUGAAACCAAGAUUAUCUUCAAGUUUUAUACUUUGUUAUUUAUGCUUUAUUGCUGCAAUGCUGAGGCUACUGUGAUGAGCUCAUGGAUUUUCAGUUAUUUAAGCUAGUUUAGUUU
Messenger RNA from Juglans microcarpa x Juglans regia, 4623 nucleotides. Its product is annotated as ATP-dependent RNA helicase DEAH13. Gene Ontology annotation, molecular function: ATP binding; RNA binding; ATP hydrolysis activity. Lineage: Eukaryota; Viridiplantae; Streptophyta; Magnoliopsida; Fagales; Juglandaceae. The transcript is spliced from 12 exons. Gene Ontology annotation, biological process: maturation of SSU-rRNA from tricistronic rRNA transcript (SSU-rRNA, 5.8S rRNA, LSU-rRNA). The record is from RefSeq and is a predicted model, not a curated record. Gene Ontology annotation, cellular component: intracellular anatomical structure; nucleolus. The coding region runs from base 130 to 4176 and encodes 1348 amino acids.